UCAAAUCACAGGUACUGGAAGAGGACUUAAAGCAACUGUUAACAUUCAGCCAGGUGAUACAUUAUUGUGUAUACCCAGUCAACUGUUGAUUACUGCAACUUCUGUGCUACAAAGUGAGCUUGGACCAUUAAUAAGGAGACAAAGAAAUCCAAUGACAUCACACCAGAUGCUUACAGUCUACCUACUCUUUGAGGCUUGUAAAGGUGUCGGCUCAUUCUGGUUUCCAUACAUAGCUGUCCUUCCCCAAAUGUUUGGUACACCACCAUUCUUCAACGAAAGAGAGUUGCAGUUACUACCAAAAGACACAUGCACUCAUGCAAAGGCUCAGAUUGAAAAUGUUUCAUCUGCCUUUAAAGAACUGUCAGCAUUCUUUGAACUGCUAAGAGGGACGUACCCAUCAAUGAGCAGUAGACUCUCAUUUGAAAGAUUUAGAUGGGCGUGGUUUGCUGUCAACACAAGAUGUGUUUAUAUGAAGCAGGAGAACCAGCAGGGUAACUGUGCUCUAGCUCCAUACAUUGAUCUACUCAAUCACUCACCCGAAGCUGAGACAGAAGCUGGGUUUGAUUCUUCCCUGGACUGCUAUGUGGUUAAAACAGAAACAGGCUGCAAGAAAUGGCAACAAGCUUUCAUAUGCUAUGGACCACACGGGAAUGAUAAAUUGCUACUAGAGUAUGGCUUUGUUGUACCAAAAAGCCGCAACAGCUCCCUUCAGUUUGAAAUAGAUGAUGUUAUUUGUUGUAUGGAUGAUGUCUUGGAAACUGAAAGCGGCAUUCUCCUGCGUAGAAAGCAUCAGAUCCUGGAAGAAAGCAACCUUCUAUGCAACCUGUCUUGUGGAUGGGAUGGUUUAUCGUGGCAUCUUGAAAUAGCAAUUAAGAUACUGUGUAUGGAUUCCAAAGAAAUAGAAAAUUGGAAGAGGGUCUAUUCGUCAGAAAGUGUGUCUUCCAAUUGUGAAAGCAAAGUAAAACAACUGGCUACUAGGUUUCUAACAACUCGACUACAUGAGGAACAAAGAGUCAUACAGAAUAUUUUGGACACAUUUCCAACAGCUAUGGGAAAUAAGCACCUCUCAAUGAUUCAUGAUCUCCGGCAAGAGAAAAAAAAUAUGCUUGAAUUUACCUUAAAGAGACUGAUCCCGGAAGGCUUAAAGCUGACUGUAGUGAAACUCUGUUGAGCAAAGAGAAAGCAUGUGGCACUAUAUGGGAAGGAGGUACAUGUACAUCGCCACAACCACACCACACUUCUACUCACCAACAGCAUACACAUAUGUAUGGGAGCCUCUCCCGGCUGCCGUUUGUGAGAAGAAGAAGUGCACAUCUGGAGAUGAGACCUUUCAGCUCACCAAGGAACCUCCUGCACAAGUUUAAGGCAGUGAAGUGGCCUGACCAAGGAGUCAUCCAGUGGGAAAUGGUGGAGCGUCUUAACAACCUUCAAGCAACUCAACAACUUCAACUGGCUAACAAAGUCACCAAGAGAGGUGCUUCAAGCAUUCGUUGUCGGUGAUGCUGCCACACCGGACUACAAACCACUCAAAACAGCUUCUGCCUACACGUCAUGUCAGAGGACGAUACACAGCGGCAAUCAAGAAAUCUUGCAAGCCAUCCAAGGCUCCAACAACGUCUAUCGACGCACGAGUCGAAUCCUUCUGCAAGAAGAGACUCACUGACACUCCUACCUUCGAAGUGGGACGGAAACCAGCAGCAUUUUUCUUCCUGCAGUGUUUGAUCCUGAUCUAAUCUUCUCUGCAGUCCUGAAUCCUCCGAUUUCAUUAUGAUUUUGCACACCCCCUAGGGAGUUGGGGUUCAGUUGAAAACAUUUGACUGACGAUACAAAAACAGCCUCAAAGACACUAUAAAAGCCAUCGAAGAGUAAUAAUCGGCAUUGUCGACAGGUUUGAACAAGUCACCUCGUCUCGAAGCUAUGACACCCCGUCUUCGAGGAGUUUGUGACGGAUACGCUGUCUUUGGAUUCCGGCCAUGGGAAAAGAAUCAAGAAAGCCGAAAAAGCCGUGCGCUUCGAGGCACAAUCUAGGUGUCCAACACGUCAACAGUUUCGGGAAAAAAAUACCGUACCUAUUGUUUCUUCAACAAGUCCGCUGGUUUAAGUCUGUGACGACCUCUGCCGGCAUUGGCGCUUCCUCUUACAAUUCCAUACCAAGAGCAUCCACGGUCAGCAUCACCACGAUCUGGUGUGCCCAUCGGUCAUCAACUGGGCUUCGGAAGAUACGUUCACCAAGUUCUACAAAAGCAACAUUUUGCAUGGCAUCCAACUGAAGUUAUUGACGUUGGCGAACUGACGAAAUGUAUUUCAAAUUAUAUAAAGUUGCUGCAAAGCUUUGACUUCCAGCAUAGCUUCCAGUGACUCUACUUUGACACAGAACUGAAAUGGCAAAGUUUCUGCGAUGAUACUGUCUUUUACGAUGAGGUUGUGGCAUCUUCGUAGUGGUUUCUCACAUUCGCUAUAACGCCCAUGUUAGCUGUCAGUGCCAGUAGCAGCCUCAGUGGCAACUUUGAAGUACUGUGCAUCGUCUUUUUAUUCGUGAAGAGUCGCUGGGAGACACAUUGGCGUGUGCAUCGGAACGGGGACCUGAACAGUGAUGUUUAUAUCCAAUAUCUGUAUAUUAUGGAAUUAUGUACCGUACUCAAAUUAACAUUACAAAUUACUUAAUGAUGCUUGCACAAGUUCUACUUUGCACCGUACAGCUAUAAAGGCCUUCAGAUAGCUUCCGGGCCUGAAUUUUAUGGUUGGGCUUGGAUAACCCUGUUUUCAUUCAAUAGGAUAUCCGUUUUCAGUCAAUGUACAUUAAACCAUGCAGACUUUGUUGGCAGCAAAAAAAAUCCAGCUGCACUAAGAGACUGAACUCUGAAAAUGUUGGGAAUUAUUUGGUCGAGAAUUAUUCAAUCUAAGUUAUCCUUUUUCUGGAAUCAUAAACAUCUUAAAAACUUUACAUUACUUAAUUAAUGUGCACAAGCACAAGCAUGCCCUCUUUUCCAACAAUUUUUAUUUUUUUAAAAUUCUUGUUAUUAUUUGUGUGAAUGGUAAACCCAUUCCAGUUUUAUAGUAAGCUUGAUGUUAUUUGAUUGCUUUUUUGUACAACUUAUGUAACUGAUUGAAGUUCACAUUCUCAAUUGUCCCCUAAAAAAUGCUGAAUCCAUCUUUGAAUUAUUUAUUAAAUGCCUGACUUAUUUGGCUAACAAA
Patiria miniata (bat star) is the source of this 3195-nucleotide messenger RNA. RefSeq names its product SET domain-containing protein 4-like. Gene Ontology annotation, biological process: positive regulation of transcription by RNA polymerase II; peptidyl-lysine trimethylation; peptidyl-lysine monomethylation. NCBI's taxonomy places the organism in Eukaryota, Metazoa, Echinodermata, Asteroidea, Valvatida, Asterinidae. The coding region runs from base 152 to 1171 and encodes 339 amino acids. The record is from RefSeq and is a predicted model, not a curated record. Gene Ontology annotation, molecular function: transcription coactivator activity; histone H3K36 methyltransferase activity; histone H3K4 methyltransferase activity. The transcript is spliced from 13 exons.